Molecule: messenger RNA, 1512 nt
Organism: Rhizophagus irregularis DAOM 181602=DAOM 197198
Lineage: Eukaryota; Fungi; Glomeromycota; Glomeromycetes; Glomerales; Glomeraceae
Source: RefSeq, a predicted model, not a curated record
AUGUUUAUAAAAGUAGAUUUAACUUCUACUUUAAGACCUGUCUUAGUGGAAGGAGAAACGAUUCUUGCAAUACAAGAUAACGUUGGACUUUAUGAUGGUAAUGAGAAGGCAGCUAAAUAUAUGAGUGGAAAUGUAUAUUUAACCUCACACCGAAUUAUUUAUGUUGAUUCUGAACGACCAAAGGAUAAUUCUAUUGGAGUCGAAAUUAGACUUAUUAAGGGUAGAGAAUUUUAUGCAGGCUUUGUUAAAUCUUCACCAAAAAUAACACUAAAAUUUUCAGAUUCCAAUAAUAAUUUAAGUCCCAGUUCCAACAAUAAUCCGUAUUUAUCAUCACCUUCAGCUUCUACAUUAUCAUUUCAAAAUACUCUUUCUUCUACUUGGAUAUGUACAAUUUGUUCUUUUUCAAAUAAAUCACAAAAUACUAAGUGUCAACUUUGCGGUGUAAAAAGGCCAGAGAAUCUUAAUUCUAGUACGCCUCCAUCUAGCAUUUCUUCUUCCUCUGGAAUUUUCUCUCAGCAUACAACAACACAUCAAGAUUCACAUGAUAACAAUGUUGAAGCUGACGAAAGUGAUGGCAUAGCAUGUCCACAAUGUACAUUUUUAAAUCACCCUUAUAUGAUCAAUUGUGAGAUGUGUGAAGCAAAAUUGAAAACUCUUGAUAUUGAUGAUGAGAUAUUUAAAGAAGACUUUGUGAAAUUGGCUUUUCGUAAUGGAGGUGCUAUCGCUUUUUAUGACAAAAUGAAACAAGCGAUGAAUAUGAAAGGAUGGGAAAAACCCGUAGAAUCUACUAAACCUCCUGCAGAUUUUGAUCCUGUUCGCGGAGGAAUUAGUGGUAUAAUGCGUAAUGCUGAAAAGAACAAAAAGGAACAGGAUGAAUAUUUGAAUCAAGCAUUUAAAGAUAUGGAAUCAUUGAAAACGAUAACGGAAGAAAUGGUUAAACUUGCACAAUCAAUUAAUAAUAGAUUAAGUAAAGAAUCAGCAGAAUCCGGGGCUUCAGCCGAUGAAAUUACCGCUUUUAAAACCGAUUUGUUUAAGCUUGGUAUCACAAAGGAUGAAGCUGGUUCAACCUACCAUCAAGAACUAGCAAGAGAACUUGCAGAAUUCUUAGAAAAUGUAUUGGUCAAAGAUGAUAAAAUGAUGUCUUUAACAGACAUUUAUUGCAUAUUUAAUAAGGCUAGGGGAGUUGCAUUGAUUUCCCCUAGUGAUUUACAAAAGGCGUGUUCUUUAUUUGAACGAUUAAACUUACCUUUCAGAUUGAGAAAAUUUGAAAGUGGAUUUUUACUGGCUCAUAGCGAUGAUCAGAUAGCACAACGUGUUCUAGAAUGUAUUCGAUCAAAGGGAUCAUUAAGUGCUAUUGAGCUUGCUUCAAUGGAACAGAAAAGCGUAGUCUUAGUAAAUGAACAAUUACAGAUGGUGGAGGCCAAAGGACUCAUUUGCAGGGAUGAAAGUGUUGAAGGAAUUCGAUAUUAUGAUAAUUUAAUAAUAAAUUACGUUUGGAAAGGAAUUAAUUAA